Messenger RNA from Pyricularia grisea, 528 nucleotides. RefSeq lists its product as uncharacterized. Bases 1 to 528 code for a protein of 175 amino acids. Gene Ontology annotation, biological process: eisosome assembly; protein localization to plasma membrane. Lineage: Eukaryota; Fungi; Ascomycota; Sordariomycetes; Magnaporthales; Pyriculariaceae. The transcript has a single exon. Gene Ontology annotation, cellular component: eisosome; plasma membrane. The record is from RefSeq and is a predicted model, not a curated record.
AUGAUGGAAGACGUUAUCCGAACGGUCCUUAGGCUCCUUGAGAUCCUUUGGACGCUGCUCACCACGGCCCUGAUCGGCAACGUCAUCGCGCUCAACAUUAACGCUGCCGGAUCGGCGUCAGCCGCCGUCAACUACACCAUGUUUACUUGCGUCGUGGCCUGGAUCGCUUCCCUAUACGGCCUCAUCACCAACUACGUCGACAACAUCCUAGUGCCAAUCGUUUCGUUUGCACUCGAUGGCGCCGCCACCCUCUUCACCUUUAUCGCCGCCAUCGUGCUCUCGGCCAAGCUGCGCGCCACCAAUUGCGGCGGCCGCCUGGACCCCAGGGACCUCGGCUCCGACUGGAUUGGCUUUGGCAGCGCUGACAACCAGAAGCGUUGUCGCGAGAUCCAGGCUUCGGCAGUCUUCCUCUGGUUCCUGCUAGCCUGCUUCAUCACCAGCCUGUUCUUCACCUUUAGGAGUUCCAAGCGCACCGGCAAGUCGGUGCUCAGUGGGCCCAGCAGUAUGUCGCAGGUCCGCGGGGUAUAG